AUGAACCGCGCAGGUCAACUCGGCGCGCUGCCCCACGCCGACCAUCGCGACCAAUCACGCAGAAAGCAGAAUACGAGACACUUCUCCAACUCGCUUCAACUCCAGCAGCCGCUGCAGCUCGAAUAUGACGGACUCACGAUUGGGCACCUUGCAGUGGCCGAUGUUGCGCAUUCGGUCGGGAGCGCGCAUGUGAACAUUGGGAAUUUUGACAGCAGCGGCAUGCGUCACGGAGUGCGCAUCUUUUCCCACUUCCCAGGCCCCAGCUGCGCAGCAGCAUCACCGGGACAACUGUCGGCCAGCAGGCACCUGCAGAAACUGAACACGCAGUAUCGCAACCACGGGCAACCUGCAUCCCGUUAUCGGAGUCACAUGCACGAGCCACAGUCUGUUAACUGCCCGGAGCGGUUUGGAGAGCACAGCGACGCGACGCACCUGCGUGCGCCCGGAUGGACUCCGAGUACGGGACUCUUGGAACACGUCCCCGGAAUAGACUCUGAUCUUGUGGACGAGGAGGUUCUGAUGAGUCUGGUGGUGGAGUUCGGGUUGGACCGUGUGACGGAGCUUCCGGAGCUGUGGCUCGGACACAACGAGUUCGAGUUGGUGGCGGAUUUUGUGUGUAAACAGCAAAGCAGAGUGAGCUGA
Messenger RNA from Chelmon rostratus (copperband butterflyfish), 642 nucleotides. It is a transcript of the gene cited2, whose product is annotated as Cbp/p300-interacting transactivator, with Glu/Asp-rich carboxy-terminal domain, 2. NCBI's taxonomy places the organism in Eukaryota, Metazoa, Chordata, Actinopteri, Chaetodontiformes, Chaetodontidae. The record is from RefSeq and is a predicted model, not a curated record. Gene Ontology annotation, biological process: regulation of DNA-templated transcription. The coding region runs from base 1 to 642 and encodes 213 amino acids. Gene Ontology annotation, cellular component: nucleus. The transcript has a single exon.